UUUUUCUCUCUUUCUCUCUCUUUUUCUAUGACUGCUAUCACCGAAGAAACUUACAAGACAAGCGCCGACUACAUUGCUUCAAGAUUACCUGAAGAAUUCAAAAAAGUUAAGCUUGGAAUCAUUUGUGGAUCUGGACUUGGAGGUUUAGUUACAACUAUUGAUCAGACAACAAAGGUUGAAUUCCUCUACAAGGACAUUCCUGGAUUUGUGUCAAGCACUGUUAUCGGUCAUGCUGGUAAGCUUGUCUUUGGUCAUCUUGGUGAAUCACGUACACCUACUGUAUUCAUGGUGGGUCGAUUCCAUUUUUAUGAAGGCCAUAGCAUGCUUCAAGUCACCUUCCCUGUUCGUGUGAUGGCAUUACUUGGUGUUCAAUACUUGAUUGUCACUAAUGCUUGUGGUGGUCUUCAACCUACAUUUAAAGUGGGUGAUCUCAUGAUCAUCAACGAUCAUCUAUCUAUUCCCGGUAUGGUCGGCAACAAUCCUCUUGUUGGUCCCAACAUGGAAGCCUUUGGCACUAGAUUCCCUGCUGUGUCAGAUGCUUAUACCUAUGGCUUACGUAAACUAGCUUUCAAGGCAGCGUUUGAUGUAGGCAUCUCCCCUGAUGACAUCAGAGAGGGCGUAUAUUGUAUGGUGUCAGGACCAAGCUUCGAAACAAGAGUAGAGGCUCGUUAUUUGGCAUCGAUUGGUGCAGAUGUUGUUGGCAUGUCAACUGUCCCUGAAGUCGUCGUGGCUCGCCAUGCAGGUGUUAAAGUAUUGGGUAUCAGUUUGGUCACGAACGCAGUUAUCAAUGCUAGAGGGAAGGAUGCUAAACUUGAAGUAUUAAGAGAAAUGGGUUUGACAGAUUGUGUGGAUGAAGAACCAGAUACUGAAGUAUAUAUUGCAAAUCAUGAGGAAGUGUUGGAGACUAGUGCUAAAAAAUCCAAUGACAUGCAAAGAAUGGUCGCUCGUUUUGCUGAUUUGUUAGCUGCCUCGCCUGUCUAAGAUAGAACCAAUUAGAAAUGGAUCUAUGUUUAAAUAAACUUUUUUUUUUUUGCUUUUAUUCUUUAUAGGAACUGGAUCAAACGCUGCACUUGAGCAUAACUAAUGAUUCAGUCCUUACACGACCCUUUUUCUUUCUCACAGUUCUUUCAACCUCCGACAUUCGUUGACAAAACAAAAGUCUCAGAGAUUUUAAAAUACAUAAUUAACCAAAGAGAAACACACUCUGUGCUCAAUAUUUUACGAAUAGAUAUUAUCUCAAAGCAGUGAACUAGUCGUCACGACUUGGAUAGACGCAAGUUUUGAGCCUAAAACCAACUAUAUUUUAAACUAAAAUGAGACAGUUGUAUUCAUUGGACGUACAACUCCCCCCUUUU
Rhizopus microsporus ATCC 52813 is the source of this 1355-nucleotide messenger RNA. RefSeq names its product inosine guanosine and. NCBI's taxonomy places the organism in Eukaryota, Fungi, Mucoromycota, Mucoromycetes, Mucorales, Rhizopodaceae. The transcript has 2 exons. Gene Ontology annotation, biological process: nucleoside metabolic process. Gene Ontology annotation, molecular function: purine-nucleoside phosphorylase activity. Bases 28 to 981 code for a protein of 317 amino acids. The record is from RefSeq and is a predicted model, not a curated record. Gene Ontology annotation, cellular component: cytoplasm.